Messenger RNA from Astyanax mexicanus (Mexican tetra), 1609 nucleotides. RefSeq names its product mitochondrial trans-2-enoyl-CoA reductase (gene mecr). The record is from RefSeq and is a predicted model, not a curated record. Bases 136 to 1233 code for a protein of 365 amino acids. Gene Ontology annotation, molecular function: trans-2-enoyl-CoA reductase (NADPH) activity. Lineage: Eukaryota; Metazoa; Chordata; Actinopteri; Characiformes; Acestrorhamphidae. Gene Ontology annotation, cellular component: mitochondrion. The transcript has 10 exons. Gene Ontology annotation, biological process: fatty acid metabolic process.
UACGGUAAUACGCGGCUGCGCAUAUGGCAGCCUGGUAGACAGUGUUGUGUUCUGAGUGGAUACAUGUAGUUUUACAUAGACUGUACAGAAUAAAGCUUAAGAAAUGACACAGAUAUAACCGUCUUAAGCCUUAAGAUGGCCGUUCCCCGCUCUGCGCUAGUACUGUCCCGGGCCCUGGCCUUGCAGAGAGCCGCCUCUUCUGCCCGUAGCCUGUCCGGGUCAGUCAGAAACAGCCCCGCGCUUCUAUACAGAACACACGGAGAGCCUGUACAGGUCGUUAAGUUGGAGACUCUGGAGCUCCCUGCACUGGGAGCGGAAAGUGUUCUGGUGAAAAUGCUCGCAGCUCCCAUCAACCCCUCGGAUAUAAACAUGAUUCAAGGCACCUAUGCAAUUCUUCCUGACCUUCCAGCUGUGGGUGGCAAUGAAGGAGUGGGCCAGGUUGUAGAAGUGGGCAGCAAUGUAAAAACAGUAAAAGUGGGGGACUGGGUGAUUCCUAAGGAUGCUGGUCUAGGCACAUGGCGGACAGAGGCAGUUUUGAAUGCUGUUGAUUUGGUGACGCUGCCCUGUGAUAUCUCUGUCCUUUCAGCAGCCACUUUGGGAGUCAACCCUUGCACUGCAUUGCGAAUGCUCUCUGACUUUGAGCAUCUAAAACCAGGAGACACUGUAAUUCAAAAUGCAGCUAACAGUGGAGUUGGAACGGCUGUAAUACAGAUAGCUGCAGCAAAGGGUCUUCAUACAAUUAAUGUUGUCCGAGACAGGCCAGAUCUAGUACAGCUGACUGACAGACUUAAAGCGAUGGGGGCCACUCAUGUGAUUAAGGAGGAGACCCUUAGAAGACCAGAAAUGAAGGAACUUUUUAAGCUUUGUCCCCGACCCAAGCUGGCUCUGAAUGGAGUUGGAGGAAAAAGUGCCACAGAGCUGCUGCGUCAUUUACAGAGUGAAGGCACAAUGGUAACAUAUGGAGGGAUGGCCAAGCAGCCAGUUACAGUGCCUGUGAGUGCGCUCAUCUUUAAGGAUGUGAAAGUACGAGGCUUUUGGGUCACUCAGUGGAAAAGGGACCACAAGCACAAUGAAGAAGCUUUGCGCAGCAUGCUGGAUGAGCUUUGCAGCUUAAUUCGCACUGGAAAAUUAUCUCCCCCAUCCUGCACUGAAGUGAGCAUAGAGGAUUUUCACAAAGCUCUGGACAAUGCAAUGAAACCAUACAUUUCUACCAAACAGGUUUUGGUAAUGUGAUUCCGCUUAAAGUUGUGUUUAAAAGAAUAUAUUAUGAUCUGUCACAACACUAUCACUUCUGUAUUCUUCAGGAAGUGUACAACUAAAAUGUUUCUGACAUCAAAGUCCAGUAAGUGUUAUCAGUUUUACUAAUAAGUCAAUGAAUAAGUUGCUCUUUGAACUUUCAGGGACUUCAUUUACCAGCAGUGUGCAUUGUCAAGUUAAUAAACUGGGCAGAGACAGAAAUACAAGUUGACUUAUUUUUUAUGGUAGCUAUCCAUAGAUAAACAUUUAUGUACUGUCCAUAAAGUUUAUUGUAAUUUUCAGUCAGUAUGUCUUGGCUAUUUAGUGUAUUGCAAUAAUAAAGGCAGUCAUGAUAAAAGAUUCCAUCAUAAAA